ACGCGUACGUACGUGCGCGCUGCGUGAUGACGUCGUGAGGGCUGGAAGGCGGAGAAGGAGGAGGAGCCAAGAUGGCGGCGAUGGCGGCGCUGGGCCGGAGGCUGCGGGCGCUGGGCCGAGGGGUCCGGGGGGUGCAGACCCCUCCCCGCUAUGAGGAGUCGACGGCCGAGUUCGGGUUCGUGGAGCGGCUGCUGCCCCCCAGCCGCAUCCCCGAGCCCCCCCCGCACCCCAAAUACCCCACCCCGUCCGGCUGGAGCCCCCCCGCAGACCCCCCCCCGGAGCUGCCCUACCUGGUGCGGCGCUCCCGCCUGCACAACCUGCCCGUCUACCUGGGGCUGCGGCAGGGCCGGCGCCUCACGGAGCUGCGCCGCAUCCACGGCGACAUCUGGGCACUGGAGCGGGACCUGAGGGCGUUCCUGGGCUCCCAGGGGGUCCCCGAGGUGGCGGCGCAGGUGAACGAGGUGACGGGGACGCUGCGGCUCAGGGGGCACUGGGGGCCGCAGGUGCGGCAGUGGCUGCUCCAGAGGGGCUUCUAGAGACCCCCAGAUCUGCCCCAAAGUCUGCAGAGGAUCUGCUGUGGAAACAGCUGGAGCAGCCUGAAAUGGACCCUGGGCACGGCAGCAGCUCCUGGGGGCACCUCCAGAUCCACCUGAGCGCCCCAAAAUCUGUUUG
Molecule: messenger RNA, 672 nt
Organism: Haemorhous mexicanus (house finch)
Lineage: Eukaryota; Metazoa; Chordata; Aves; Passeriformes; Fringillidae
Gene: MRPL49
Product: mitochondrial ribosomal protein L49
Exons: 4
Coding region: 72-536 (154 amino acids)
Biological process (GO): translation
Cellular component (GO): ribosome; mitochondrial large ribosomal subunit
Molecular function (GO): structural constituent of ribosome
Source: RefSeq, a predicted model, not a curated record